Oncorhynchus nerka (sockeye salmon) is the source of this 2277-nucleotide messenger RNA. RefSeq names its product proton-coupled amino acid transporter 1-like. The transcript is spliced from 12 exons. NCBI's taxonomy places the organism in Eukaryota, Metazoa, Chordata, Actinopteri, Salmoniformes, Salmonidae. Bases 385 to 2028 code for a protein of 547 amino acids. Gene Ontology annotation, biological process: L-alanine transport; proton transmembrane transport; glycine transport. The record is from RefSeq and is a predicted model, not a curated record. Gene Ontology annotation, molecular function: glycine transmembrane transporter activity; L-proline transmembrane transporter activity; amino acid:proton symporter activity.
AAACUGCUUCAAAUGAACCAAAUAUGAGAGACCACGAAAAAGUGACAUAUCACAAUAACGAUAGAUUAUGGUGCGCAUUUUCUGAUAAGAACUAGUCCAGUUUGCUCCAUGGGACAACACGCAGGGCUCACGCUUGUAGCAACUUGACCAAUUCAAUGUUUGGGGUGAUGUUUAAUACCAGACAACCUUCAUGAUUUCACACUAACGAUAAUUGACAUAAUUUGGAUGGAAAGUUAGUUUGCUAACAAGCCAGCUCGCUAUAGCUAUAAAACCAAGCACCCAAAAUGCAAUCAGCUGAUAUGCAGCAUCUUCCAGGUCAUGUGACCAACCCCUCCUGGGUUUCAGAAGGGGUCUCCAGAUAGGUAGCUCGAGCUGUUCACUUGUAUGGAACCAGAUAUCGCCUCUUCCUCUCACAACCAGUACAAUAUCGACGGUAGGAAAAAUACUGCUUUCCCAAGACAUGCCCCUCUAACGAACCUCUUUGAUGUAAAUACUACCGAGCCAGGAAUCACAGCUUUUACAGUGUCUCUGGAGGAGGAAUCGAAGAGGCAGCAGGAGGAUCCACCCAGCACCAGCGGACCAACCAUGACCUCUGACACUGACCAUCGUCAAGACGGCCCACGUCCAGUUCUCUCCAGGAUAUCAGCGAGCACCUCUGAGGAGGAUGUUCUCUGUCCUAUUCCACCUCUCCCCCCGGGACCUGAUUCUCGGUACGAGAGAAUUGGAGGCCAAACAGGGACUUCUUUUCUACAGACCCUGAUCCACCUCCUGAAAGGGAACAUCGGUACGGGGCUGCUAGGUCUCCCUCUGGCUGUCAGGAACGCAGGCCUUGUGUUAGGACCUCUGAGUCUGUUUGCCAUGGGGAUAAUAGCAGUCCACUGUAUGAAUCUGCUUGCAAAAUGUUCCCACCACCUCAGUGCAAAGUUGAACAAGCCCUUUCUGGACUAUGGUGAUGCUGUGCAGUAUGGUAUGGAGAAUGUCUCGUGGCUGAGAAGGCACUCAAUAUGGGGGAGGCGGAUAGUGAACGUGUUUCUGAUCAUCACCCAGCUGGGUUUCUGCUGUGUCUACUUCGUCUUCCUCAGUGACAACGUCAAACAGGUGGUGGAGGCUUCUAACGGGACAACCAUGAACUGCCACAACAACCAGACGGCUGUGACCGUCCCCAGCUUUGACUCCCGUCUCUACAUGUUGUGUCUCCUGCCAGCCGUUAUACUCCUGGUGUUCACCCGCAACCUGAAGUACCUGGCCCCACUCUCUCUGGCAGCCAACCUGGCCAUGUGUACAAGUCUGGUCCUCAUCUACUUCUUCUGCUUCACGAACAUCCCAAAUCAUAUCAACCUGCCCAAGGUGGGUCAUGCCAAAGACUACCCUCUCUUCUUUGGAACGGCCAUCUUUGCAUUCGAGGGGAUAGGAGUGGUCCUUCCCCUGGAGAACAAGAUGCAGAAGCCUCAGAGUUUCAAUAUGGUUCUAUGUCUGGGUAUGGGCAUCGUCACCUUCCUCUAUAUCAGCUUGGGGACCACAGGGUACAUCACCUUUGGAGAGGCCAUAGGGGGAAGUAUCACCCUUAACUUACCCAACUGCUGGAUGUAUCAGAUUGUAAAGCUUCUCUACUGUUUCGGUAUCUACAUCACCUUUGCCCUUCAGUUCUACGUGCCAGCUGCGAUCCUGAUUCCUCCUGUGUUGUCCCGCUUCUCAGAGAGAUGGGAACUGACGGUUGAUCUCCUGAUCCGCACUGCGCUCGUAGUCUUCACCUGUGUACUGGCCAUAUUGGUCCCCCAGCUGGACCUGGUCAUCUCUUUAGUGGGGUCCGUCAGCAGCAGUUUCCUGGCUCUCAUCUUCCCGCCACUCCUCCAGAUCCUCACCUACCACAACGAAGGUCUGUCUCCCUGGGUCAUCGUCAAGAACACCCUGAUCUCUGUCAUCGGCUUCCUCGGCUUCAUCACCGGCACCUAUAUAUCCAUCACAGAGAUCAUCAAACGCAACGGCAGACAUGACAAUCUGGAUGUGACCUUCUUCCAGGUCCAGUGAGAGAUCUAGUGAGGAAGAGGAGGAUAUCUUGACAGUGGUUGGGUCUGGCAAACAGUGAAGGCUGGCGGGUGGAUAAAAUCUGAAGACAGGCUCAUUUUAGUAUGGAUGGUACCUUCCUUCGAUUUAGUGACACCAGCCUCCACUGCUGUCAAACAAUCACAGUUAAAAGAUGUCUUCACCCUGACUUCAGACAUGUGUUUUUCUCACUUGCUCUAUUGUCCAUUGAUUAAACAUUUAUUGAUAUUGUGA